Lytechinus variegatus (green sea urchin) is the source of this 1086-nucleotide messenger RNA. Its product is annotated as integumentary mucin A.1-like. Lineage: Eukaryota; Metazoa; Echinodermata; Echinoidea; Temnopleuroida; Toxopneustidae. The coding region runs from base 1 to 1086 and encodes 361 amino acids. The record is from RefSeq and is a predicted model, not a curated record. The transcript has a single exon.
AUGGCAACGUCGACGAUAGCUAUAACAACCGAUAUCAUACAUGUUACAACAAUAACAGCAGACACAACAACGUUACCAACGACCGAUUCCACAACUGAUGCAGCAACAACAACAGCAGCAGAUACAACACCGUUACUAACCGCAGGAGAAACCAGCACGACAGGGACAACCGUUGUGGCUGCUACAUCAACGGGUGCGUUCACAUCCGAUGCUGAAACCCCAUCAACCAUGUCUACAGAAAAGGGCACAACUGAAGAUAUAACUACCACCUCAGAUACACCAACAACCUCCUAUACAGUAACAGCAACCAAAAUUAUAACAUCAAUUGCAACACAUUCAACUGAUGGAGAUACUUCAACUGCAUCCUCAACACCCUCAGACACGGGCACUUUCGAAACUACACCUGGUUCACCUGUAACCACAGGUGGAACAACAACAGCACUGUCAGUAUCUAUGACAACCAAAGAUCAGAAUCCACCACAAACAACAGUAUCAACAGCACUAAUGGGAACAUCUAAUCCAAGAACACAAACCACAGGGCCAGACACCCCUGAAACUCCCGAUCCAUAUGCAUCAACCACCGCGCCUGAAACCCCCGAAACUCCCGACCUAGAUGCAUCAACAACCGCGCCUGAAACCCCUGAAACUCCAGACCCAGAUGCAUCAACAACCACGACAGAAACCCCUGAAACUCCCGACCCAGAUGCACCAACAACCACGACAGAAAUCCCGGAUCCAAGUGCACCAACCAUACCAACAGCAGCGUCAGGAACCCCUGAUCCAAGUGAACGGGAUUUGACUACUACUUCCGAGGAAACAUCUACUAGAGAUGCAGAUUCUACAACAAGCUCCCCUAAAGAUUCCCUAUCGUCUGGUGCCAUCGCGGGUAUCGUCAUCGGAUCAUUAGCAGGAACUGCUGCUUUGGCAGGCGGUGUUGGACUUGCUUUGUAUUAUACGAAGCAUACCAUGGGUGGAGCUUCUGUUACGCCAAACUAUUCCAGUCAGAGCAAUAUUCGUAUGACGAAGAUGGAGGAAGGGGUUGCUGGUAAUAAUUCGAAUGUGUCUAAAGAAAACAACAUUAAGUGA